AUGAAUAUUUUAUGGGACGAUUCUGUGUAUCCAUUCAUUGAAAUAUCAGAAGUUGUCAAAUCACCAUAUCGAGUGUCGGACUCUUUUAUUGACGCUGUCAAGGUUGUUAUCGAAAAAUUAUUUCCAUCAAAUUUGCGUAAAAGUGAUGGGACCAAAAUUCUGAUUAUUGAAAAAGAUACUUCUAUGAUGGGUGAUUUAUUUUUUGCUCAUGUUGAUAAUGUAUCUCGUCGCCUGUUUAAUAUAUCAUCGAUUCAAGAGACGUUUAAUUCUUCACCAUUAACAUCUCAUUUGUUAAUAAAAAACAGCAUCAAGCAGGAAAAUGGACAAAUAUACAAUUCUAUAAAUGCCGACGCCUCCAUUAUUAUUUUAUCCAAAUUUAUCUUUUUCUCGGCAUCAACAUUUACUUAUCAUCGACAAUUUCAUCACAACAAGGAACGAUACAUGAUGGGAAUUGAAUAUUUGAUUAAUAAUGAAUUGAUAUAUGAAUGCUCCAACAAAGUUCGAUUCUUAAAAGGAGCUCACAAAAGUUAUGCCAUGAUUCCACCUAAUCAAAUCAAAAACAAUACUACAUUAAUUAAUGCAUUAACUCAAUUAAACUUGAAUAUCAAUGAUUAUGAACAAAUCUGGCAACAAUGUAUAUUGCCUACACCUAAACUAUGUGCAAAAAUUGAAAAAUCAGCAAUCGAUCAUAUUAAGUUGCAUUUAAGCGACUACAUUUCAAUUGUACAUCGUUUGGGUAAUGCUACCGAUCCUGUUGCUCAACAAAUCUUGAAGCCUGGUUUGCAUAGUGGUCAAAUUGGUAUUAAUCCUGAUUCGAAUACAUUUUCUUUGGCACCUGAACAUGUUAUUCAUUUUAAUAAAGAUGAUGAUAUUAUGAUGCAAUUGAAUAGAUUGUGUGUUCGUGCAAUUGAUCAAAAAGUUGAUUUAAUCAAACAUAACAAAUCUCCAAUGAUCCACUGUGAUUAUGCGAUCAGCACAAAUAGUACAUCUGUUAUAGAUUUGUCUCAAUCUAAUGUGAUCAAUAUGCAUAUAUCAAUCGAUGAUGGUGAGCAAUCAAAAUUAAAACAAUAUUCAUUAAUAAUCUCCAUGAAUAUUUUUUCAGGUGAAUAUGAUCGAACGAAGAUAUUCAAAAAUCAAACUUCAUCAAAUGAUGAAGAAGGUAAGUUUCAUUAUGUUUUGAAUCAUCCUUCUAUUAAUAUCUUUCGGUAUAUUUUUAUCACAGUUAAUGCUAUGUUUAUGAUAUCAAAUAUUGAUAACGAAAUCAAAAAUGAUUGUCUAUUUGUUUUGGAAAAUAUUCAGAAAGCUUUAGAAAACGGCACCAUCAACACCAUUAAUAUUCAGGAUGAUAUUGCAUAUAUUCAACAAUGUCCACAUGAUAGUCAAAAAAAUCAUUCUUAUUCAAACUUUGAAACAUCAUCAUCUGGAAAGACAAUAUCAUCCGUGCAUAAUAAGAAAUCAGAAGAUUCAAGUAAAACUCCUAAUGAAGAAAAUAUUCAAUCAGUCAAAACAUUUGACAUUGUUGCAUUAUCAAAACGGCUUAUGCUUAAACCUUCCAUUGCUUUCACAAAGACUGAUGCUACUCGUUUGUAUAAUAGUGCUGAAAUAAAGAAUGCAGUAAUUAAAUACUUGCAAGAACAUGAAUUUAUCAAGCAAAUCAACGACUUGUUUUUGUCAGCCAGUCCAACUAAAAAAAUGUUCAAACCUGAAAUUGGCUAUUUGAAGCUCUUUCCAACUUCUCGGUCUGCAUCUGAUACAUCAGCAUUUGAAACAAAACUUCGAGAAAAAGUUGGUAUUACAUUAGAUGAUUAUGUUAAUAAAGUUCUCGGUAGGGAGACGCUGCCUAUGUCAACUUCAGUUAACAACAACAUGUUUAAUACAACAUAUCAUAAUUGGUUAUUGAAUAUUUUUUGGUAUGAUAAACUCAAUGAAGGAUAUAUUAGUAUAUAUUUCAAGGAAAAACUCAUUUGUCCUGAUACAAAAAUGAAUCAGCCUAUGGCAACUGUAGUUACAGUAUCAGAUGACAAUGUUCAUGAUUCUUUCGAUCAAACACGAUCUAAGUUGACUGCUUCCCAACGAACUAGCAAAGAAUUAAAACGACUUGGUGCUAAACGAAGCAACGAAUCAAAUGAUGAACCUUCACCAAAACGGCAACGAAAACGAAAACGAUUUGCUGAUGAAGAUUAG
Molecule: messenger RNA, 2184 nt
Organism: Rotaria sp. Silwood2
Lineage: Eukaryota; Metazoa; Rotifera; Eurotatoria; Philodinida; Philodinidae
Source: the annotation of a GenBank genome assembly